AUGGAUCCCCCGCAUCAGUGUCUUGUCGACGAGAUUAAAAGACAGAUACGCAUCUUGGAAUCUGAUACGAAUAAGAAUCGUGGCGUCGAAGAGAAGAAGAAUCUAGGCAUCAUCGAUCUUAAACAGCAAAAUACCGGUCAACGGUAUCAUAGUGCUCUUCUAGCUCUACUUUCGAAUCUAACCAGUGAAUCGCUCCAGUCUAAAGCCGGAAGCAAAGCGCCUCUACAUCUCGACAACCUUUCUCUGCUGUGGCAGGUACCAGCAUUUUGCAGAGAUGCUACUGUUGUCGAUCAAAAUUACGCCAAGGACCGCAGCAAAGCGCUUCAAGCCCAUCGUUCAGGCAAACACACCUAUACUGCCGAUAUUUGGGAAAGACGCGAAUUAGCACAAUGGAUUUCUGGCCCGGAACCCUCUGUCCUUGUAGUUCAGGGCACUUCGCAAUCUGCAGAGCGACUGGAGAAAUUCAGCGUGGAAUUGGUAGAAUACAUUCAGGAACGGUGUCUGACUGUUUUCCUUCUCAACCCAUUGCCAGCAGCCUUUUACGAAUUCUCAAUCUCCAGAGGUGAUGAUGUCCUGCGCCAAAUUGCUAGCCAAUGCAUACAGAUAAUACCAAGGUCAGGCGAGAAUAACAUAACAUUAUUUCUAGAUAAUGACGCACUAUCCUUUCUAGCCAAGACAACAUCCCACUUCCAAACCGCUUCUCAUGAAGAUUGGUUUGCAAGUAUCGAAGAGUCACUAUCUCACCAAGAGCAAGUAUAUAUAGUUCUGGAUAUUUCGAUUCUUCGCCAGCAUUCUAGAGAUGCAUUUUCCUGGCCCGCUCAAUUUUCCAAUCUGAUCCACAAACUUCGGAGCCAGAAGACAGACCUGAGAGUUAUGAUGCUGACUGGCCGGAGUAUUGAUGGACAUCUUGGAGCCACAACUCGCGUUAUGUCAGUUGAUAGGGCGCCUCAAUCUCCGCCGCAUGUACACGAUUUAUCCAAGUCUCAGAAAGCAGGCUUUCUGUUACCACAGUCAAACAAACCACAAACUCUCGCAUCGCUACCGGCGUCAACGAACAAUACGGAGACCACAAAACAGACAUUUGCCCGGAUUUCCACGCCAUCGGAUCUAGUUAACGGCAUACGAAAGGAAGUGCGCCAACAUUUAAUUGCAGGUAGUCAUAGAAGUGAAAGUGACCUUGGACGUUUCCAAGCUGCGGAUUCUGGGGUGACCGAGAGUUCACCCACAUCAUGGUUCAAGAACUUGAAUUCGAAAACCCAUCCUGCUCUAUAUUCUUCUAGUAGCGCAAAAGACAGCUCAUUCAAGCCUGUUAAAAUUGCCGUGCUAGACACCGGAUUCGCCUACACUGAAGAACACGACAAGAAGUCUCUGAAACCAUAUAUACACCGUAUCAAGAAGUUUGCCAGCUUUGUUGAAAACGAGACGGAUUUGGAAGCCAUGAAAGAUCCUUCAGGCCAUGGCACAGCGGUCGCUGUUCAGUUGCUCAAAGUUAGCCUCAGCGCCAUUCUAUACAUCUGUCGUGUAGCCACAUCCAGCAAAGAUGGCAACCGAGAGCUCUUUCCUGACAAAGAGGCUGUAGAAAGAGCGAUUAAGAAGGCUGUUGAGGAUCCAGAGAAAGGUGGAUGGGGUGUUGAUAUUGUUAACAUGUCCUUUGGAUGGGCUUUUGAUGAUCAUGAUGGUGUUAGAAACGCGAUCCGAUUCGCACGCCGCCAAGGAGUUCACAUGUUUGCUUCUACGUCCAAUGAUGGUCUACUUGGUCCCCCGAAUGACAUUUUAUAUCCUUCUCGGGCGCCAGAAGUCAUUGCGAUAGAUGCCGCUGACGGAUUCGGCGAGUACACGAGAGCAACAGCAUCAUCAGUGUCCUCAUAUGGCAGAGGCCGAAGGUUUAGUGCACCUGGUACAAAACUCACAAGUCCUCAUUCAGCAGAUCUCUACAAUGGAUCAUCAUUUGCUUGUGCCAUAGCUGCAGGUAUAGUCGCUUUGGUACUGGAAUUUGCAAGGCAGCCUCCUCUUCAAGCAAGCAAAUCGGUGCAAAAUAGUUUGAAGGAAAUGUCAGCCAUGAUUGCCAUACUCGAGCGAAUGAGCGCCGAGAAAGGGCCUGACAGGUUCAAGUUUCUCUUACCAUGGACACUCCUCGGCAAGCCUGGACAGCCUAGAGAGUUCACUGCUUACUGCCUUGUGGACCAACUAAGAAAUGAGUUUGGACUCGCUGUAGGGUCGGAAGUCUUUCCUUUGUAA
Messenger RNA from Trichoderma aggressivum f. europaeum, 2238 nucleotides. RefSeq lists its product as uncharacterized. The transcript is spliced from 3 exons. Lineage: Eukaryota; Fungi; Ascomycota; Sordariomycetes; Hypocreales; Hypocreaceae. Gene Ontology annotation, biological process: proteolysis. The record is from RefSeq and is a predicted model, not a curated record. Gene Ontology annotation, molecular function: serine-type endopeptidase activity. The coding region runs from base 1 to 2238 and encodes 745 amino acids.